Hyla sarda is the source of this 3094-nucleotide messenger RNA. It is a transcript of the gene RNFT2, whose product is annotated as ring finger protein, transmembrane 2. Gene Ontology annotation, molecular function: ubiquitin protein ligase activity. Gene Ontology annotation, biological process: positive regulation of ERAD pathway. The transcript is spliced from 10 exons. NCBI's taxonomy places the organism in Eukaryota, Metazoa, Chordata, Amphibia, Anura, Hylidae. Bases 290 to 1648 code for a protein of 452 amino acids. The record is from RefSeq and is a predicted model, not a curated record.
CCGGCUUUUCUGUUCGUAGUGGUGACGUCAUCGGUCUGGCGCCGCCCAAGAGCAGGUGAGAGGAUGCGGGAUGCUGUAGAGAUGUCCUGGGGACUAGUGAUAGAAUAAUGGCGGCCACACCUGAUUAGUCCUGUUCUGUAGACUACAACAUUUUUAGAGAGGCCCAGUUUUUGGGUCUCUUAAAACUACCGGAAAAAAAAUCAACUAUAUGAAGGUCACUGAUGUGCUUAAGACCUGCCUGCAAAAAGAGCGCUGUCUGAUCACUGGCCCCAUAGACGAUACACUUUAAAUGUAUUGUUUGAAGGUCCUGAGGACAAUGCAGAGAAGACACAGUAGCCUGACUGAUAACCCUCCUCCAGAAAGGAGUCGAGGUCAGAACCUUAGUGCCGAUACAAGUAUGGAUGAUGGAGUAUUUAAUGGAUUAAAGCAAGACAAUCCUUCCUCUCAGCAUCUGUUCUCUAGUUUAGCGGGUCUACAGCCUGGCCCUAUCACUGUACAGUCUGGUUUAGUUCUGGGCUCCACGGCAGGGGGUGCUGAUGUUUUCAUCCAAAUGCCACCUCCACUCAGAGAAGAAGCCAGCGGCCGCUCAGAAGCUAGCGCCUUUUCUCACCAUCAUCAUCCUCACCACAGGCAGCAGCCCCAGCCGCCAGCCCACCAUCAGCAGCAUCAUUUUCAGCAUUCACAUUCAAGACAGUCACUGCUGCAUGCAGCCACCACUGAACGUCACAGGGAGGAGAACAAUGAAGAAGCGGGUACUCCAGCACCAGCCUUGUCUGAGCUCAGGGCCAUAGUUUCCUGGUUACAAAAGGGACUUCCAUUCAUUCUUAUUUUACUUGCUAAACUCUGCUUCCAACAUAAACUUGGAAUUGCGGUGUGCAUCGGGAUGGCCACUACUUUUGCCUAUGCUAAUUCCUCUGUCAAACACCAGGUGUCUCUAAAGGAGAAGCGAUCUGUCUUGACUGUAUUUUGGAUUGUGAUGUUUUUAAUUGGAAACACUGUUUACCUACUUUAUAGCUUCCGAUCUCAGCAGCUGUACUAUAGUCUUAUUUUUCUAAAGCCAAACCUAGAAACCAUAGAUUUCUUUGAACUCCUGUGGAUCGUGGGGAUCUCGGACUUUGUGUUGAAAUACAUCACAGUAUCUCUGAAGUGUUUUAUCCUUGCACUUCCUAGAAUUGUGAUAGCUGUGAAAUCUAAGGGCAAGUUUUACCUGCUGAUUGAAGAGCUGAGCCAACUUGUCCGAUCCCUUGUGCCCAUACAGCUGUGGUAUAAAUACAUCAUCGGUGAGGAUCCUUCAAGCACCUAUUUCUUAGGAAGUAUCCUAAUAAUCCUGUAUAGUCUGUGUAAGUCUUUUGACAUUUGCGGCCGUAUUGGUGGAUUAAGGAAAGCCCUAAGAACUCUUUGUCACCCACAGAAGUAUGGUGUCCGUGCCAGCAGCCAGCAGUGCUCUGAAGCCGGAGACAUAUGCGCCAUUUGUCAGGCAGAUUUCAAAGAUCCCAUUAUCCUAAUAUGUCAGCACGUGUUUUGUGAAGAGUGCUUGUGCCUUUGGUUUGACAGAGAGAGAACAUGUCCCCUUUGCCGUUCUGUAGCUGUGGAAACGCUCCGUUUGUGGAAGGAUGGCUCCACAUCUGCUCACUUCCAGGUGUACUGACAAGUCGAGUGGACCAAGCUGCUACAUAUCACUACCAGUGCAGACCAAACAGUAUCGUCAUCCAAGAAUAUGGCUUGAGUGAUCCUAAAUCUAUCCUCCUGUGUCUUUUGGAUUUCUAUACAUCUCUCUAUUUCUAUUCCAGUCUAAGACUUGUUCUGUGCAGAUGAGGCUUAAUCAUUGCUUGUGGAAAUAAAAGUGUUAUAUUAAUAAUUAGUGUUCUAUUUAAUUAAUAAUGAUAAAGGGGUGAAGUCCAUGGAUCUUAUUCAUGAAUCUAUAUACUAUAUAAACAUUCUAGACUAAGCAAUACAGGUGUCAUUGUUUCAUCCUGUCAAGUACACAUCUUCUUCUCCUAGACCAAAUUACUACAAUUACAUUUUUGCCAACUAAAUUCAGUAUGAAUAUCAUCUAUUCAAUACUUGAUUAAAAUACUGUAAAAAUAAAUAAAUAAAGGAAACCAUUGAAUAAAAUGGAGAAGUCAAAUCUCGGGAUCACAAAUAAAAAGGUUUGAGAAGUCCAAAUGGGAAAAAUAGUUAUAAGUUAAACAUAUGAUGGUUAGGGUCACACGGAACAGAUCCAGAGCAAAUUUUAUACUGCGGACCCACUGAUGACAAACCCUACAGUGUGCCUCCAGCUGUUCAUGCUUGUAGCGGCUAUCUGCCUCUACAAGCAGAUACACAGUAUUCUGCGAGAUUCAACACCUCACAAAGAGUUUUAUCAGUGUCCGAUACUGCAGACACCAAGCUGCAUUGCCAGACACAGCCGCAUCCUGUCUAGGCUAUUACUUCCUUGGUUGUGCAGUGGUACCAAACGUUUAUGAACUAUUCCAAGGAAACCCUUUUUCAUACAUUGGUUACUACUGAAAGUCUUAAAUCCCCUGUGACUACUUAUCUGGAUCCCAGCAGCUUUUUUAAACUAUGAGUUCUCUUAAACACCUCACUCCGCUUUCUGCACCUGUUUUUAUGCUGCCCGCAGUUUGGCCAGUAAUAAAACAAGUGACAGGUUCCCUUUAAUGGCCAAUUUUAUAUAAAACAGGAGAUAUGUAAAAGACAGGAUAUGAUUAGUAAGACAAUCAGUAAACUUUUUAAAUGGGCACUGUCACAUUAUUUGUCCCAGACAUGGACAAAGUCCAGGAAGUGAGGGUGGGACUAGCACAACUCUGUGCUCACUCCUGUCCUACCAGACUGCAGCAUGAAAACAGAGAGGAGGGGGCUACAGAGCAGUUUGCAGUGAUUGGAUGAAGAGACCCAGCACAUCACAGCAGACUCGGGGAGGAGGAUGAGUCAUGUGGAGUGAGAACAUGCUCCCUCCAAAGCACACAAUGACAAACCAUGUGAGCAACAGAUAGAAGAUAUUUGUGAGAAUAAUAUAGGUGCUAGACACAUAAAUAUUUUAUUUUCAGGAUUAGGUACUGAAUAACAUAACCUUUUUUUGUGGGAUAUGACAGGU